AUGACCAAGUUCCAAACUGCUGUUCUAGUUCACUUGGGAGAGAUGAUACGGCAGGUUUCUUUCACUGACCCUGGAGCUCACUCCAGUAAUAUUCAGGUGGUAAAACACUCUGAUGCAGCAUCCAGUGCAGCAGCAAUAUUGUAUGUGAUUUUCUUUCACCUUGCUUUACAGAACUAUGCAGAGGGAGAUCUUUUUGAGGAUGAUGGCCAUACAUUCAACUUUGAGAAGAAAAAUGCAUAUAUUCACAAGAAAUACAUCUUCUCUAAUAACUCAUUGAGCUCCAGGUCAGCAGAUGUUAAUGGCCAGUUUGCAACUGCAUCUUGGAUUGAACGAGUGGUGAUCAUGGGAGCAGCAAGACCAACUUCUGUGCAUCUUACAAAUGCUGAUGGCAGCAAGUUAACUCUGGAUUUUGAACACAAUGCAGAAACAUCUGUUUUAACAAUUCGUAAGCCAGCUGUGAAUACUGCUACAGAUUGGACUAUAUCCCUUUUAUAAUGCACUGUUCAAAGUGGAACCACUUUUUAUGUUCUGUUUAGUGUAGGCCAAGUUCACACAAGGCUUGUGGACGGAUACAAAUCAGAAAAUAUCAGAGAAGCAGACCUUGGUGUUUCAUGUCCUAAAGUACUUUGCUCUUUAAAAUUUUGAACAUUAACAAAAAAAAAAAAAACACACACACACUGACAUUAACCUUUACCUGGUAGCACUUUUAUUUGAAAGCUGUCUUCUGGGUUUUUACUGUAACAGCUGAAGUGAUUUAAAAAUUAAGAUAUGGCAAAUAAAAGUAAAAAUGGCAUAAAUCUACAAAUGAUAGUUACUAAAACAUUUAAGGCAUAAUUUCCAUAGCGCAUUUGUGGUGCAGUAGAUCAAUAUUCUUGCAUGUUGCCAGGCUGAGGUAGCAUCAGCCACUCCAGAACUUUUCUGGCAUAAGGCAUAUCUGGCUAUGCCUUCUUCAUGUCAGUGUCAUUAAAAUGUAACACAGGAAGUUCUCUAGUUUAUCAAAGUGUGAGGCUUUGUUUACAAGUAAUAGAAUGAAGUAGAAUGCACAUUUUUAAAGUUAAAAUUAAUUUGAGGUCAUUGCAUAAUCAGCUGAUAGUUAUACUUAAAAAAAAAAAAAAAAAAAAAAAAAAAAUUAAGCAUGUUGUCUGUUUUUUUUUUAGAUUUUUGUGAAUGUCAUUUGUUCUACACCAUCAACAGCAGAGCUGUAAAAUUAAGCCUGUACAUGAAAACUAAUUCUGACUGCAGUUAAAAAUGUAUUUGAGCACACUACAUUAUAAAAAGGCAAAAAGCUUUUUCUUUGGUAUGUUAACAGUUGCAUUUUUCCUCAAUGAAUGGAACAACUUGAGAGAAGUUCUUGUGUUAGAGAAACUGGUUUUAUGCUAUGCCUCGCCUCAGAUUUUGCAACUGCAGGUUUAGUACUUAACAUUUUUUUAUUUGCUUUAGAAUCUGAUGAGAUCUGUAGCUCGCAUUUAAAGCAGUAAACCCAAAGUAAUUAAGUAUUCAUUACAUGAGGGCACUGUGCUCAUGGAUAUUUUUUUUUUUUGCGGGGGUGGGGGUAAGUGACUAGAGGCCAGUUCUUUAGGGUGAGGAUGCUGUAGGUGAUUAUAUAGGUUCAUAGGUGUUUACAAGGCUAAUGACCCUAGGGGGGGCCUUUUAAGCCUAGCUAUGCUUCCCAAAAAUCAAACACUGUACCUUGUGUCCAGGAGGCAAACACCUUAACCAUUAUGCCAGCCCAAUGUUUUAAGCACAGCAUUCUCCUGUAUGAGGGUUAUUCAGUGGUCAGGCAGCAGCUGCAGAGGGCUUACAUCAACAGACAUCGACAAUGUGAGGUGUUAUCAAGGUAUCGCACGUGUUUUCCUGAAGUGACACCAUUUCACAUUGGAGGAUGCUAGUAGGUUUGAAUACAAUUGCAAGUUUUCACCCCUUCACUAUAACUCUGAUGCCUGAAGUUAGAAUUUGCAGAUGAUGUCUUCAUUCCCAAUGUUUAACAUGGAUUCUGGAUCUAAAAUUGUAUUGCGGAUUUAAAUCAUGAAAACAUGCCAUACAACUAACUGUUUCUAUUAUUUUAUUUUUCUUUGUCUCUUUUUAGCAUUUUUGAGGCCUAUUCUAUGUCUGUGUUGCAUAAUCCCUCAAAAUCUUAGCAGCUGCUCAUAUUGAGUUAUUGCUGCUUUCAGUGCUGGCUUAAAAUGUUGUUUACAUUUUUUUUUAGUCGUGGGGAGGCAUUACAGAUUCUUAGGUUCCUGAAAACAAACAUGUUUUGCCAAGUACCCUUUUGCACCAUGGUCACAUGAUGGAUGCCUUGUACGUAUUUUUUUAACACUGCCCCUAUAAAUCAUUUAAAGAUGACCUGUUUCAGCACUGUUUCCUGUUGGCUUAAAAAAACAAUGAAUAUUGCAUUAUUUGCAAGACUAGUCUUCUUUAAACUAGAUGGCUUUUUAUCCCUUGACAUUUAGCAGUAAACAAAUUAUCAUCUCUGCUAACAAGGAUGUAUUUGCCAGAUACAGUACUAGAAAAAGUGAUGGACCAUAAAAUAUACAGAAAAAUGCAAGCUUGCUUUUAAGUUCAAAUUUUUUAAUAGUAAUUGUCAGUUUUGUGCCUCAAAGCUAUUGUGGCAUUGCGUUUUGUUACACUGAGCAGCAAUGUCCAAAAUGUAUUGUGGGAACAAGAACAAAAAAGCACUUUCUAAACAUUUCAGGGCCAAAUUGGCUGAGAGGUUGUGACUGGCACUUUUACAAGAAGUUAUACAUUUGUGUCUUUUUUAAAUAUGCUUAUUAUAUCAAAGUCCAUUCUGAAUGCCCAGUAAAGCAUUGUGUUGCCCUUUGAAAAAUAUUGAAUUCCUAAACUAAAAAGCAUUUCUACUAGAUUGUUAAGUUUAUUCCCUUUAGUAUGUUACUGCGAAAACUUGUCAUAUCUGGUCUUUGCUUUCUCCUUACUUCUGUUGUGUAUCCGUCUCCAAGUUGGAUUAAUGCAUUAGAAAUUUAGCAACAUUUGCUCUGAGAUUUAAAAUGACAGUGAUAAUUUGGUAAUGAUGGAAUUUUUUUCUGAUUGACCCCUUUUGUCACUUACGUUUGCACUCACCAUGGCUCCUCAUGAUACUUUGUGUUUACUGUACUUAUUUGUAAAAUUGUCUGAAUUGAAGAUGUAGAUUUUUGUUAUGGGGAUGGGGAGAAAUUUUUCCAUGAUUUUUGUGGGGGCAUGGGAGACAUUUGGUGACAGAAGGAUAAUCUGAUGUUUCUGCACUCUGAAAAAUCUUUUAAGAUGAAGCCUUGAUCUAGCAGAAUAUACGUUGGCAACAUGCAGCAGAUUGUCCUUUUUCUUGGUGUGCACCUUCAUUUCAAACUCAAUGUCAACAUUUUUCUGCUGACUGGAUAACAUGACAGCCAAAGUUGAGCUUUUUACAUCACACAAGUGCCACCGCCAGACUGGAAAAAUUCAUUUGAAGUUCAAGAUGAAUGUGUAGAUAAUGGCAAGGAUAUCGUAGAAGAAAUUUUUAUAUUGAUUUCCAGCGUUCCGUUAGUAAUGUGCACUUGCUAGCAUACUGCUCAGGUUUUGUGAAUGUUAUGUACACUGGUUGCGAAGUUGAGCUGAGUAAGUACUCAGCUGAACUUGGAAAGUAGCUUAGACAUUGGAAUCUCUCUAUCACUGCAGAAGCAUAUUCUGUAUUGUUUUUUGUCAUCAUUUACCUGCCAGGGAAUAUUUCAGUGGUGCCGAAACAGUUUUAAAGAAAACCGCAAAAUUGGGGAUGGGGAGAGCAGUUUUGUCAUUAAAGCUUGAAUUCUGUACCAAAAUUCUUUUGAUAAUAAAGGUAUUUAAAACAUUAUAA
Molecule: messenger RNA, 3820 nt
Organism: Protopterus annectens (West African lungfish)
Lineage: Eukaryota; Metazoa; Chordata; Ceratodontiformes; Protopteridae
Product: neutral alpha-glucosidase AB-like
Exons: 4
Coding region: 1-495 (164 amino acids)
Source: RefSeq, a predicted model, not a curated record